CGGCUAAAGCUUGUCAUCGCCGCUGCGUCACAAGUCGUCACCUUGGUCGUCGCACUGGUCGCACUUCGAGGACGGACGACGGUGCGGUGUUUGUGUUUUCCGGUAUUUGGACGUGAUCUCACAAUGAACAGGGACAAACUUGCUAAGCUGUCUGAGCAGGUGCGAGUGGGUGGCAAGGGAGUGCCUCGAAGGAAGAAGAAGGUAGUUCACAAAACCGCCAACACUGAUGACAAGAAGUUGCAAAAUUCACUGAAGAAGCUGCCAGUUAGCAACAUUCCCGGAAUUGAGGAGGUGAAUAUGAUCAAGGACGACAGCUCGGUGAUACACUUCAACAACCCGAAGGUGCAGGCGUCGCUGCAGUGCAACACGUUCGCCAUCUCGGGUCACGCUGAGGAUAAGCAGAUCUCAGACAUGUUGCCGACUAUCCUGAACCAGCUGGGCCCCGACAGUCUCACGCACUUGAAGCGGUUGGCGUCGUCCGUGCAAGCAAGCGUGGGCGCUGCCGGUGACGCUGCUGACAAUGAUGAUGAGGUGCCCGACCUCGUGGAGAACUUCGAUGAGGCCAGCAAGGCAGAAGGUCCGACGAAGGCCGCCGAACCCUCCGACUCGGCAGCCACAGACUCCUCCCCGGCAGGCGACGGCGACGCGGCAGAAACAACCACCGCGCCCGCCUCGGAAGCACCGAGCAAGAAGGACGACUAGACAGGGCGUGAUCAUCACCUGGUUAGGGAGCCGACUUCAGGAGAUAAUUCCCGAUACACCAGGACGGUUGGCCGGGUCAACAUGAGACGCGGCACACCCGGGUGGUCAUCGUUCAUCCAGACGCGAACCCGGCCUGCGUAUCGAUGGCUGCGAGGGCGGACAUGACUACCACCCUCAUGCUAUGUGUAGAUAGCAUGUGUUUGAAGGGCCAGGCACACUGCGUAAACUGGCGUCGGUUCUGACAUCAUUGCGUGACUGAUGCGUGGUCUCGCGUUAGAGAAUGUGGGCUCUGUUAUAUAUCUUGGUCGACGCAAACAGGGGGCUGCACUGUGAUGUUAUUUGAUGAUACUCCAGUCGGCUGAAUAAAUAUCACCAUCGCUAAA
Messenger RNA from Amphibalanus amphitrite, 1085 nucleotides. RefSeq names its product transcription factor BTF3 homolog 4-like. Lineage: Eukaryota; Metazoa; Arthropoda; Thecostraca; Balanomorpha; Balanidae. The transcript is spliced from 4 exons. Bases 124 to 702 code for a protein of 192 amino acids. The record is from RefSeq and is a predicted model, not a curated record. Gene Ontology annotation, cellular component: nascent polypeptide-associated complex; cytosol.